This is a messenger RNA of Saccostrea cuccullata (small rock oyster), 1069 nucleotides long. RefSeq names its product microfibril-associated glycoprotein 4-like. The coding region runs from base 7 to 1053 and encodes 348 amino acids. The transcript is spliced from 5 exons. The record is from RefSeq and is a predicted model, not a curated record. NCBI's taxonomy places the organism in Eukaryota, Metazoa, Mollusca, Bivalvia, Ostreida, Ostreidae.
AGUAGAAUGAAGAAGUCACAAUUUACUAUUCUCACAUAUCUGUUUAUUUCUUUGACUUUUGGAUAUGUUCUGUCAAUUGGAAAUGAUUCCAAAAAGGAAAAUAAAUUGUUUCGCAGUCCGACAUCUGGAAAGCCAUUCAACAUUUUACGGGAAAUUCUCACUCAAGAAUCUUCUUUGCGUUCUUCUAUGGUGCAAAAAAUUCAGAAUUUGGUUAGGGAUGCAACAGCCAAGAAGAACAUCACCAAAUUAUUAUGGGAGAAGCUUGGUUAUUUGGGAAACAAAGUAAAUGAUUUACAAUUAAAGAAUCUUAGACUGGAAGAAACCUUGAAUGAAUCAUUGGAAGAUUUCAAUCAAGAUCAGAAUAAAACCAGCACACGGUUACAGAGCAUUCCUCCUCUACCGCAGUCAAAAAUGUCUUGUUUUCUUCCUUUUGAUUGUUACGACAUCUACAAUUGUGGAGAAAGAAAAACUGGUGUUUAUGAGAUCUAUCCUAUCUCACGUUUUAUCUCUACUCCAGUUCUGUGUGAUAUGGAAUCCAAAGGAGGCGGUUGGACGGUUAUUCAGCGCAGGAAUCGAGAAAGUCCCUAUGUAAAUUUCAACGCCGCUUGGGACGAAUACAAGCGAGGUUUUGGGGAUGUUCCAGGGAUGUAUUGGCUUGGAAACGAAGUCAUUCAUCAGCUGACCACCACUUAUAAGAACUCGUUGUAUAUAAGACUGAAAUCUACAAAGAAUGAGUCGUUUGAAGUUCAGUAUUCUUCGUUUUCCAUCUCAAAUGAUAGUGAUGAUUACAGACUAUCCUUAGGGGAAAAGUCAGGAAACAUUGCUGACGCAUUCAGAUCGUACAACAUAGUCGGCUUUCCCUUUUACACAUUCGACCGCGACAACAAACACAAGUGUGCAUCUCGGCAUGGGUCUGGAUGGUGGUUUGAUUAUUGUUAUCACGUGAAUCUUAAUGCUCCUCUUUUGAAGACGACGGAAGUAAUGCGUGGAAUUAUUUCGCAAGGAAGAUAUCUUUUCCAUUCGGAAAUGUUGAUUAGAAGAUCUAUCACAUAGCAAAUAAACAUUUCUU